AGCCAGCAAAAAAAGAUCACGGCGGAAAAAUCCAAAGCAGUAGAAAAUCUUUACGACACCGUCGCUGUUCUCCCAACCGAAGCAAACAAGUUGAAGGAGCGACCGAUUGAGGGCUUAUCGUCUAGAUCGAUCCCCCUCCAGAUCGCGUCGCUACUAGGGGGGAUCGAGCAAGAUCGGACUUGGUUUUUGGUUGGAUUCGGUCAGAGUUGGUGUUGGUAGAUCGCCGCUCCGAGGAUGGCCUCCGCCAAAUCGUCUCGAUCUAGGAAUUCGGUGCCGUCCGGGCUUGCCGCUCCUCCCGGUGCGCUCCAGGCGAAUGGCGGCGGCGGAGGGCAGGAGGCGGGAGUCCAGCUCGCCGACAAGUUGAAGAUUUUCAAGACCGAUAAUUUCGACUCUGAUGCCUACGUGCAGUCCAAAUGCCAGACCAUGAACGAAAGGGAAAUCAAACAGUUGUGCAAUUAUUUGCAAGAUCUAAAGAAAGCAUCGGCAGAAGAAAUGCGCAAAAGUGUAUAUGCAAACUAUGCAUCAUUCAUCAGAACAUCAAAGGAAAUAUCAGAUCUUGAAGGAGAGCUCUUAUCCAUCAAAAAUCUUCUAGGUGCACAAACGGGACUAAUUCGUGGUUUAGCUGAGGGAGUAAAUAUUGAUUCCUUAUCUGCUGCCUCUGAUGGAGGCAAAGAAGAUGACAAAUCAAGAAUUGAGGAUCAAGAACCUUCAGAUAUGGAGAAAUGGGUAGUGGAAUUUCCUGAUUUGCUGGAAGUUUUGCUAGCUGAAAGGAGAGUUGAUGAGGCUUUGGAUGCCCUGGAUGAAGCAGAACGAGUAGUUACAGAUGCAAAACAAAACCAGACUCUGGGAACUUUGGCUCUUGCAUUGUUGCAGAAUGCUGUGUCAGAAUAUCGUCAGAAGUUAGCUGAUCAACUUGCUGAGGCCGCUUGCCAGUCUUCUACUCGCGGUGUUGAACUUCGUGGAGCUGCUUCAGCUCUCAAAAGGCUUGGUGAUGGUCCUCGUGCACAUACUUUGCUGUUGACCGCUCACGAUCAGAGACUCCAGUACAAUAUGCAAGUUAUUCAUCCUACUAGUACUUCUUAUGGAGGAGCAUACACAGCUGCAGUAUCACAGCAAGUAUUUUCUGCCAUUGCUCAAGCUUUAAAUGAUUCUCAAGCUGUCUUUGGCGAUGAAUUUGCAUCAGAGUUGGUUAUCUGGUCCACAAAGCAGGCAGAGUCUUUCGCACAUCUUGUGAGGAGGCAUGCAUUAGCUUCAUCAGCUGCAGCUGGAGGCUUAAGAGCUGCUGUGGAAUGUGUACAGAUAGCUAUUGAGCAUUGUUCCUUGCUUGAAGCUCAUUGGAAGUUGUCACUUUCUUCUGUUCUUCUGAGAUUAUUUAGGCCUUGUGUUGAACAAGCACUUGAUGCUAAUUUAAGAAGGAUUGAGGAGAGUACCUCUGCCUUAGCAGCUGCAGAUGAUUGGGUACUUAUAUAUCCAUCUACAGGUUCACGUACAUCCAGUAGAUCAUCUACUUCAGUUAUGGGUAUCCAACCCAAGCUUACUAGCAGUGCACAUCGAUUUAAUUCCAUGGUUCAGGAUUUUCUUGAGGAUGUAGGGCCACUCUUAAGUAUGCAAUUAGGUGGUUCCACCAUGGAUGGUCUACUCAAAGUCUUCAACUCAUAUAUUAAUCUGCUCAUAAAUGCAUUACCAAGUUCAAUGGAGGAUGAGACAUAUUUGGAUGGUCCUGUGAAUAAACUUGUUCAAAUAGCAGAAACUGAAACUCAACAGUUGUCUUUAUUGGCAAAUGCAUCUCUCUUGGCAGAAGACUUGCUGCCACGGGCAGCUAUGAAGCUUUCUCCACAUUAUCAGGCUGGUCGUAUAGAAGAUACUCGUCAACGGGGGUUAGACAAAAACAUUCGUGUGCCUGAACAAAGAGAAUGGAAAAGAAAGCUACAGCGCUCUGUGGAUAAAUUACGUGAUAGCUUUUGUAGGCAACAUGCCCUUGAUCUUAUAUUCACAGAAGAUGGUGAUACUAACUUGAGUGCAGAAAUGUACAUAAACAUGGAUUAUAAUUCCGAGGAGCCAGAUUGGGCUCCUUCUCCAAUAUUUCAGGAGCUGUAUGCAAAAUUGAACAGCAUAGCAACCAUAGCCUCAGAUAUAUUUGUUGGUAGGGAAAGAUUCGCAACCUUGCUACUGAUGAGACUGACAGAGACAGUCAUAUUAUGGCUCUCAGAAGAUCAGAGCUUUUGGGAGGAAAUUGAAGAGGGACAAAGACCUUUAGGCCCCCUUGGCCUGCAGCAGUUUUAUCUGGAUAUGCAGUUUGUUAUUCUUUUUGGACAAGGUCGAUUCUUGUCUCGGCAUGUGCAUCAAGUUAUUAUUGACGUCAUUGAAAGAGUUAUGGCUGCAUUUUCUGCUACUGGAAUGAACCCAGACAGUGUACUUCCAAGUAAUGACUGGUUCUUUGAAAUUGCUCAAGAAACCAUAUUUAGGAUUAGUGGAAAAGCAAGAUAUGGAAAUGGUGAGAGAGAACUUAACAGUCCAACUGCAUCUGUCUCCGCACAAUCCAUCUCAUCUGUCAGAUCUCUUGGUAGCUCUUAGUGUGCAGCUUUCUUGUAUGCCCUUGUAUAAUAAGCAGCAGUUUAGUUGUAUCUUUUAUUUUGCCUUGUAUCUGUAUCUGUGGUUUUUAUCAGGUUGUAGUGGUUCAUGCUUAGCCAAUCAUCAACUUUUGGAGUUUCUAGUCUGUAUGUACUUCGUUGUUAUGCAGUCCGAUCUCCAGCUUGUUCCAUUC
This is a messenger RNA of Zingiber officinale, 2764 nucleotides long. Its product is annotated as exocyst complex component EXO84B-like. Bases 235 to 2574 code for a protein of 779 amino acids. NCBI's taxonomy places the organism in Eukaryota, Viridiplantae, Streptophyta, Magnoliopsida, Zingiberales, Zingiberaceae. The transcript is spliced from 7 exons. Gene Ontology annotation, biological process: intracellular protein localization; Golgi to plasma membrane transport; exocytosis. Gene Ontology annotation, cellular component: exocyst. The record is from RefSeq and is a predicted model, not a curated record.